AUGCCGUCGCCGGGCGGGACUGCCGCGCUGCGCCACGCAGAGACGGGGGAAAUGAGCCUGUCAGGCCGGCCCCAGGGCGCUGAGACGGGUGCAAAUGAGGUGGGUGCGCUGUACUGUACGGACUUGAGUAGAAGCUGGACCUUCAUAGUGUACGUGUUCACCUUCCACUACAUCAGUGGUGCCCGCCGACCGCCAUCUGACUUCGGGCGCGUCAAUGGAGACUCUCUUUGCGGCCGCACAAAGAGACCGCGGGCAGGAAUUAGAGACGUUUCUGUUGACCCCGCUGAUAUGCGCUCCCAGCUGCUGCACGUCCCCUACAAUCACACAGAGGUGGCCAAGAGACGCAGCAGCACGGCCACACUCAUCGUCUAUGUGAGCGGCGGCUGGUCGUCGUGGACCGAGUGGGCGGAGUGUAACGCUCGCUGUGGGCGGGGCUGGCAGAGACGGACCCGCAGCUGCACCAACCCGGCGCCGCUGAACGGAGGGGCCUUCUGCGAGGGCCCGCCCUUCCAGAGGGUGACCUGCACCACGCUGUGUCCAGUGGACGGGGGCUGGACCGAGUGGGCCAAGUGGUCCGCAUGUGGGACAGAGUGCACCCACUGGCGGAGCCGCGAGUGCCAGGCGCCGCCGCCCCGGAACGGAGGCCAGCACUGCAGUGGCAGCAUGAUGGAGAGCAAGAACUGCACGGAGGGCCUGUGCACGCGCAAUAAAAAGAUUUCUAUUGAGCAGGCAAGCCAUCCUCUGAGUCCGGGCAUGGGUGUGGCGGUGUACUCCGGCCUGGUGGGGGCGCUGCUGCUGUGCGUGAUCCUGGUGCUUUGCGUGGCCGUGCUGGCCUACCGCCACAGGUGCCGCCAUCUCCACGGCGACAUCACCGACUCCUCGUCGGCGCUCACCGCUGCCUUCCACCCCGGCAACUACAAGCCCCCCCGGCAGGACAACCCCCACCUGCUGCAGCCCUCGGCUCCGCCCGACCUGACGGCCUCUGCGGGCACCUUCCGCGGGCCCCUGUUCUCCAUGCAGCAGGCGGCGCACGACAGCCCCCACAAGAUCCCCAUGACCAUGUCCCCGCUGCUGGACCCGCUGCCCAACCUGAAGAUCAAGGUGUACAACUCGUCCACGCUGUCGUCCGCCACGGAGCUGCCCGGCGACGCGCGCUCGCUCACCGACGGCGACAUCCUGCGCCUCAAGUGCACGGGCACCCUGGCCCGGGACCGGGACCCCCACGCCGGCCACACCCUGUCCCGGGAGCCCGGCCUGAGCACCAGCGCCACCCUGGGCCACCUGGGGGGACGGCUCACCAUACCCAACACAGGUGUGAGUCUGCUGGUGCCCUCUGGCACUAUUCCCCAGGGGAAGUUUUAUGAGAUGUACCUCAUUAUCAAUAAGUGGGAAAAAACGACGCUUCCCUCGGAGGGCAGCCAGACGGUCCUGACCCCCGUGGUGAGCUGUGGGCCGACCGGCAUGCUGCUCAACAGGCCGGUGGUGCUCACCCUGCCCCACUGUGCCCAGCUGGACACCCCCACGCCGGACUGGACCCUCACGCUCAAGACGCAGACCCACCAGGGGGCCUGGGAGGAGGUGCUGACGGUGGGGGAGGAGACGCUGUCCUCACCCUGCUACCUGCAGCUGGAGGAGGAGAGCUGCCACGUGCUCAUGGAGCAGCUGGGAACCUACGGCCUGGUUGGCCAGUCCUGCCCGCCCCAGCCCGCCUGCAAGCGGCUGCAGCUGGCCCUGUUCGGCCCCCGCGCCCCCUGCCUCUCCCUGGACUACACGCUGCGGAUCUACUGCAUCCACGACACGGCCCACGCACUCAAGGAGGUGAUGGACCUGGAGAGGAGCCUAGGGGGAGUUCUGCUGGAGGAGCCCAAGCCCCUGCUCUUCAAAGACAGCUACCACAACCUGCGUCUCUCCGUCCACGACGUCCCCCACGGCCACUGGAGGAGCAAACUGCUGGCCAAAUACCAGGAGAUCCCCUUCUACCACAUCUGGAGCGGCAGCCAGCGGCCUCUGCACUGCGCCUUCAGCCUGGAGCGCGGCGGCCUCGCCGUGUCCCAGCUCACCUGCAAGAUCUGCGUGCGUCAGGUGGAGGGGGAGGGGCAGAUCUUCCAGCUGCACACCGACAUCCAAGAGACCCUGCCGCCCCACUCUCCCGUCCCCUCGGGAGGCUGCUGUCUGCCCUCCUCCCAAGUGGGACCGUAUGCCUUCCGCCUACCUGCCUCCAUCCGUCAGAAGAUCUGCACCAGCCUGGACGCCCCCAGCGCUCGUGGCUGUGACUGGAGACUGCUAGCACACAGCCUGGGCUUUGACAGGUACCUGAACUACUUCGCAACAAAGCCCAGCCCCACAGGUGUUCUGCUGGACUUAUGGGAAGCUUGUCACCAAGGUGACGCAGACCUCGUCUCGCUUGCGGGCGCGCUGGAGGAGAUGGGCAAAAGUGAGGUGCUGGUUGUCAUGACAACAGAGGUGGAUUGCUGAUUGGUCAGGAGAGAGAUUUAUAUAUAUAUAUAUAUAUAUAUAUA
Molecule: messenger RNA, 2519 nt
Organism: Gadus chalcogrammus (walleye pollock)
Lineage: Eukaryota; Metazoa; Chordata; Actinopteri; Gadiformes; Gadidae
Gene: unc5b
Product: unc-5 netrin receptor B
Exons: 16
Coding region: 1-2475 (824 amino acids)
Biological process (GO): anterior/posterior axon guidance; netrin-activated signaling pathway
Cellular component (GO): membrane
Molecular function (GO): protein binding; netrin receptor activity
Source: RefSeq, a predicted model, not a curated record